CCUCUAUAAAUACAGUUACCAUGGAAGCAAUCGCACAUAGCUCAUUUUAACAACCUGCGCCAUCUCACCUUUCUCUCUCCUCUCUUAUCUGAGAGAAUGCCCCCCUUUUUCAACUGCCUGUCACCAAAAAAUUAAAUAAAAAGAAGAAUCGCAGCCCGAAGCAAAAGCAAAGGCUAUAGGAAUAUCCUAAGCGAUCCCCAAGCCAAGCCCCCGACUUUCUCUCUCUAUAAAUACCACGCUCUCUCUGUCCUCGUCUGUCCUUCUUCUUCUUCUUUUAUAAGCUGGAUAUGAAAGUGGAGCUCAAUCCUAAUCAUCACCAUCAGGAUCAAGGGACCAAGACCGAGAUGUGCAGGACUAUCGAAGUCGUCGCCGGAGGCGUUGUGCUCUCUCCGGCGAAGCAAGUCGCCGGCGCCGACGACUGCGCCGACGACCUCUUCAUUCCGCCGCUCAACUUCUCCAUGGUCGAUAACGGCAUUUUCAGGUCCGGCUUCCCGGAGUCCGCCAACUUCUCCUUCCUCCAAACCCUAGGCCUCCGCUCCAUCAUAUGUCUGUGUCCAGAGCCGUAUCCAGAGGCGAACGUGGAGUUUUUAAAGUCCAAUGGGAUUAAGCUCUUUCAAUUUGGGAUUGAAGGCUACAAGGAGCCUUUUGUAAACAUCCCAGAGGAUACAAUCCGUGAAGCGCUAAAAGUUGUCCUUGAUGUAAGGAAUCAUCCUGUCUUAAUUCAUUGUAAACGAGGGAAGCAUCGAACUGGUUGUCUUGUGGGAUGCUUGAGAAAAUUGCAGAGGUGGUGCCUGACAUCUGUAUUUGACGAAUACCAGCGGUUUGCAGCUGCGAAAGCCAGAGUUGCAGAUCAAAGGUUCAUGGAGAUGUUUGAUGUUUCUAGCUUGAAACAUCUACCGAUGCCAUUUUCAUGUUCAAAGAGGUAAAAUCAGCCAAGUAUUAUUGAAUGGCUUUUGCUUCUUCUUUUAGUCAAAGAAGAGAAUCCUAGGUCCUUUCUACUUUGUCGGAAUAAAUAGGAAAAGGUGAUGAUGAGUUCCUGGUAUGCAUUUCAGCGGAAAAGGAAUUAUUUCUUCUUUUUUUUCCUUAUUCAUAAAUAAUAAGCAGCCUAUAUAUAAUCUCACUUUAUGUGCUUUGAGUGUUAGUACCCUUUUUUCCUCA
Messenger RNA from Prunus persica (peach), 1158 nucleotides. Its product is annotated as probable tyrosine-protein phosphatase At1g05000. Gene Ontology annotation, biological process: protein dephosphorylation. The record is from RefSeq and is a predicted model, not a curated record. Lineage: Eukaryota; Viridiplantae; Streptophyta; Magnoliopsida; Rosales; Rosaceae. The transcript has 5 exons. Gene Ontology annotation, cellular component: cytoplasm. Gene Ontology annotation, molecular function: phosphatase activity. The coding region runs from base 288 to 926 and encodes 212 amino acids.